AUGAAUAGGCAAUUUGUUGUACGUAAAGUGCACAAUGCUGCUGCGGGUGCCACAGCCCAGACAGCCAAAUACAUUCCAUACCAACCAGUACCGCAGAACAGAUUCAACCCGAAACGAUCUGCAUUCAACUUUAAGCCCAAAUACACUUCUGGUUUAGUACACAAUCCUCCAUCAGCAAUACUCCAACCAUCGGUACAGACUCCGUAUUUGUUCUUACCUCCAAAUGACCCCAGAAGAGAAAUGGCCAAGGCCAAUCGUAUAUCACCAUCAAUUAUCCAAGAUAUGCCCAUUAUCAGGGAAUACAGAGCUCCACUGCAAAGAGACUAUAGCAUAACUGCAGAGACUGUACAGAAACUAAAGCAAUUAUAUGCUGAGGAUCCUGUGCGCUGGAACCUCAAGGCUUUGAGUAAAGAGUUUAAUAUUGAUAUGACCAGGUUGAGGUAUUUCUUUAAAACGCAACUUCAAAAGGCCAAAAAGAUGGAAAACUUACAAAAAGCUAUGGAGGGAGAAAAUGAGGAUACUCAACGAUUACCAAAGAGACAUGUUUUGGAUAGAAAAAAGAGAAGAGAAAUGUGGAUGAGAAAUGAAUACUAG
Lodderomyces elongisporus is the source of this 594-nucleotide messenger RNA. Its product is annotated as mitochondrial 54S ribosomal protein mL58. The transcript has a single exon. NCBI's taxonomy places the organism in Eukaryota, Fungi, Ascomycota, Pichiomycetes, Serinales, Debaryomycetaceae. Gene Ontology annotation, molecular function: structural constituent of ribosome. The coding region runs from base 1 to 594 and encodes 197 amino acids. Gene Ontology annotation, cellular component: mitochondrial large ribosomal subunit. The record is from RefSeq and is a predicted model, not a curated record.